AUGAUGCAGGCAGUGAACAUGUGCUCGGCUCUUUUCUCCUUUCUUCUUCCUUCCCCUGCUCUCCUCUCUGCCAAGCUCAAGCAGCCUCCAGAUCUAUUGCAGCUUUCAACGGAGAAAGAAGUCAUCGGGGGGCUGUGCAGCUUAGCUAAUAUUCCCCUGACGCCCGAGACACAGCGAGACCAGGAAAGGCGAAUACGCCGUGAAAUCGCCAACAGCAACGAGCGACGUCGAAUGCAGAGUAUAAAUGCCGGUUUCCAGUCUCUGAAAACUCUAAUCCCUCAUACAGAUGGGGAGAAGCUAAGCAAGGCAGCCAUACUGCAACAGACAGCAGACUAUAUAUUCUCCCUGGAGCAGGAGAAGACCAGAUUGCUGCAGCAAAACACCCAACUCAAGAGGUUCAUCCAGGAAUUCAGUGGCUCCUCUCCCAAGCGGCGGCGGGCAGAAGACAAGGAUGAGGGGAUCGGCUCUCCGGAUAUCUGGGAGGAGGAGAAGGCAGAAGAUCUGCGGAGAGAGAUGAUUGAAUUGAGGCAACAACUAGACAAAGAACGUUCAGUCAGGAUGAUGCUGGAGGAGCAGGUUCGAGCUGUGGAAGCUCAUAUGUACCCUGAGAAGUUGAAGGCGAUAGCUCAGCAAAUCCAGCAGGAGGAUGAGGGAGGGAAAGCACAGGGACAGUCACAGGAGUCGCAGGAGUCGCAGGACAGGAGUGAGCAGCUCCUCCAUUCUCCGAUCCUGGCGCCACAUCUGCCGCUGGCACCUACCCACCACCCUACAGUAAUAGUGCCUGCUCCACCACCUCCACCCUCUCACCACGUCAAUGUUGUGACUAUGGGACAUUCCUCAGUAAUCAGUUCUGUGUCUACAUCCCGUCAAAAUCUGGACACCAUUGUGCAGGCCAUACAGCACAUAGAGGGCACGCAGGAGAAGCAGCUGCAGGACGAAGAGCAGCGGAGGGCUGUCAUCGUGAAUGCCCCCCGCCCAUGUGAAGAUUCAGACACCGCAUCAGAGACAGAAUGCGACGACAGCGGAGCGGAGCAAAGCAAGGACGACGCCAUGGAGGACCCCUGACAUCUGCUUACCCACCCACAUGUGGGGAGAGACUGGGGGAAACUGGAGGGUGGGAGGCUGCGGGGGUACUAGAGGGAGCCCUACCAAGAGUUGCCUUCAUCCAGCCUCCUUCCCAAAUCUUGUGGGGUUUCUAGGGGUGGUCUACCGCCGACCACAAAGAUACUGUAAUAAGGUUGAGGGCAAAAGGGUUAGCGCACUAAGGGAUUGCCCUGGUCUAAUAGAGAUGAGGAGGGUCAUUGUGGUGGGGGGUCCUUAAACAUAGUCCCAAAGCUUGCAGCAGUCCCUCUAUUCCUAUUAAGAUUCUCUUUGAAGUCUUUCCUAGUGGAAGGGAUUAAGGCCUGCACUGGUAAAAGAAAACAAAAAAAAGGGGUUAAAAAUAAGCUUUUAUAAAGUGUCCCUCCUUGCCACUGUUGAUAGGACACAGUACAAAAAAUCUAUACUGUAUGUAUUAGUGCAAUGCAUACAGGUACUUUGCAAUUUCUAAAUUUCUAGAAACCUUUUAUACUUCUGUAUAUUUUAUAGAGAUCUAGCACGCGUAUAACAUACCUAUAUUUGACAUGUGUUUCUUUUAUAGGAAACAACGUCAUCAGGAUGGGACAGCACUAGGGAGAUAGCAUAACAAACACUAUUUGUUGGUUUGAGUUAGUAACGUCAUCCUGAAAUAUUCCCCCUUGUUAACGGCCUGAAACUAUUGUGCAGGCCUUCUUCUUUAAGACCACAUGAUGGCGCUGUGGGGGGGAACAGACAUUUUCUGCCUUUUUUACAUUUUCUUUUUGCAUUGUAAAUGAGCCCACACAAAACCAUAGCACUACAUGUAAGAAUAUGACAUCCAUUUAUCAAAUUAUUUUUGCUUUAGUAUUUGCUGCCGUG
Nanorana parkeri is the source of this 1935-nucleotide messenger RNA. It is a transcript of the gene TFAP4, whose product is annotated as transcription factor AP-4. The coding region runs from base 1 to 1065 and encodes 354 amino acids. The record is from RefSeq and is a predicted model, not a curated record. Lineage: Eukaryota; Metazoa; Chordata; Amphibia; Anura; Dicroglossidae. Gene Ontology annotation, biological process: regulation of transcription by RNA polymerase II. Gene Ontology annotation, molecular function: RNA polymerase II cis-regulatory region sequence-specific DNA binding; protein dimerization activity; DNA-binding transcription factor activity, RNA polymerase II-specific. The transcript has 8 exons. Gene Ontology annotation, cellular component: nucleus.